This is a messenger RNA of Anisakis simplex (herring worm), 201 nucleotides long. NCBI's taxonomy places the organism in Eukaryota, Metazoa, Nematoda, Chromadorea, Rhabditida, Anisakidae. The record is from the annotation of a GenBank genome assembly.
AUGCAUACCAGGCCGCUAUGGAGGGAAGUAUGUCGAGACAGGGUCGCACGAUUCGAGGAAGGCCGUAUUUAUGUACUGGAAGAGAAAUCACGGCAUUUACAGGGCCAGAUUGGACACAUUCCGAGUGGACAGUUUGCCUGUGAUGAGAUCCGUCGAGUGUCUAUUAGAAUCGGAUUAACGUCACACAGUCGACUGCACUGA